This is a messenger RNA of Eutrema salsugineum, 2972 nucleotides long. Its product is annotated as serine/threonine-protein phosphatase 6 regulatory subunit 3. NCBI's taxonomy places the organism in Eukaryota, Viridiplantae, Streptophyta, Magnoliopsida, Brassicales, Brassicaceae. Gene Ontology annotation, molecular function: protein phosphatase binding; protein phosphatase regulator activity. The record is from RefSeq and is a predicted model, not a curated record. Bases 192 to 2594 code for a protein of 800 amino acids. The transcript is spliced from 19 exons.
GAUCCUUUCUAAAAAUUAUGUGAUUUUCUCAUUUGUGCCUCUCCUUCUUCACCAGCAUCAAAUUAGGGUUUUUUUUCUGCGAGUUUUUGGCGAGUGCCUUAAGAUUUUAGUGAAUUGAGUUUGGGUUUGAGAAGAGAUCUAAUUAGCUCGCUUCUUCGUCAUCAUCGUCUGUUCUCCUACUUUCUUUCACCAUGUUCUGGAAGUUGACUGCUCUCUCUGCUGCUUCUCCGGUCGAAUCCAUAUUAGACAAGGAAGAUUUCACUUUGGAAGAACUCCUGGAUGAGGAAGACAUAAUCCAAGAAUGCAGAGCUUUGAACAGCCGGCUCAUAAAUUUUUUGAGAGAAAGAGCCCAAGUGGAACAGUUAUUACGUUUUAUUGUUGAAGAAUCUCCUGAAGAUGCUGAUAGCAAGCGUGCUUUCAAGUUUCCUUUCAUCUCCUCUGAAGUCUUGACUUGUGAGAUUGAUGUUAUUCUUAAGACUUUAGUGGAGGAGGAGGAGCUGAUGAACCUACUUUUCUCCUUUCUGGAGCCAAACCGUUCCCACAGCGUAAUGCUUGCUGGGUAUUUCAGCAAGGUUGUCAUUUGCCUCAUGUUGAGGAAGACGGUCCCGCUGAUGAACUAUGUAAAAGCCCAUCAGAAUGUUUUCCAGCAACUGGUUGAUUUGAUAGGGAUUACGUCCAUUAUGGAGGUCCUAAUUCGGUUGGUUGGUGCGGAUGAUCAUGUGUAUCCCAACCACCUCGAUGUGAUGCAAUGGUUAGCUGAUAGCAAUCUGCUUGAAAUGAUCGUGGACAAGCUAGGUCCAUCAAAUUCUCUCGAAGUUCAUGCAAAUGCUGCUGAAACACUGUGCACUAUUGCUCAAAAUGCACCAUCACCUUUGGCUACGAAACUCUCUAGUUCAAGUUUUGUUGCAAGGAUAUUUGGUCAUGCUUUCGGAGAUCCCCAGUGCAAAUCUAGCCUUGUCCACACACUUUCGGUGUGCAUUUCGUUGUUAAGCCCAAGAAGAUCUCUAGUUUCUUCUCCGUUUAUGUAUUCAUUCAGGGGCCAACAGAUCUUUGAGUCUCCAAUUUCUGUGAAUCCGGAGACUAUUGCCACCAUGCUGCCUAGACUUGGUGACUUUGUCACACUUUUAAACGUGACCUCUGAUGAAAAGGUUUUACCUACAACCUAUGGGCAGUUGAGGCCUCCUCUUGGUAGUCAUCGUCUGAAGAUUGUGGAGUUCAUUGCUGUCUUGUUGAAAACACGAAGCGAAGCUACAGGAAAAGAACUAGCCAGCUCAGGAGCUAUAAGAAGAGUCCUUGAUCUGUUCUUCGAGUACCCAUAUAAUAAUGCACUGCACCAUCAGGUGGAGAGUAUUAUAGUAUCGUGUUUGGAGAGCAAAAAUGAAGAGAUUAUUGACCAUCUUCUCCGCGAGUGUGAUUUGAUUGGAAAAAUUCUUAAAACAGAGAAACAGCCAAUCCUUUCUGGUGAUAACCAGCCAACAAUACCUGCUACUGGAAAGCAGGCUCCACGGGUGGGAAAUAUCGGCCACAUCUCAAGAAUUUCAAACAAACUUAUUCAGCUGUCAACUAACAGUAACCUGAUAAAGACUUUACUUGAGGAACAUAACGAAUGGGGCGAGUGGGAAGCUAAUGUGUUGCAUGAUCGAAACACAGCUGAGAAUGUUUAUCGCUGGGUUUGCGGACGCCCGACUGCAUUACAUGAUAGGACUAGGGACAGUGACGAUGAUGAAGCUCACGACAGGGAUUAUGAUCUUGCUGGUUUAGCUAAUAACUUGAACCAGUUCAGAUACAACAUGCAAGAGAACAAUGGUGCUGGGGAGGAACAUGGUUCCAAUGAAAGAGACGAAGAGGAUGUCUACUUUGAUGACGAAUCUGCUGAAGUUGUUAUAUCAUCUCUAAGGCUUGGUGAUGAACAGGCGAACAAUUUAUUCACAAACUCGAACUGGUUCACGUUCCAAGGAGAUGAAUUGGGUGAAAACACAGGAACAGGGGAGAUUCCUUCAGAGGAAGCUAUGGAAGAUGUAAGCUUGAAUGAAACUUCCGGUGGUGGAGAUGAUGAAGAAGAAGAAGAAAAAGAAGACGAAGAAGAAGAAGACGGUUUGAUUACAGAAACCAAGAACCCUUUCUUAGACACAGCCUCAACCUCAGAGCCAGUUUCUGUAGAAACCCUACCUGGAGAUAUCGAGAUUGACGAAGAAGAUGUGGUUUCAGAUGAAUUGUCACCGGAAUGGGCUAAGCGUGGAGAUUCUUCUUCAUCAGCUGCACAGGUCAAAGAUCAGGAAAACGACACGAAGAUGCCUGAUGUUAGAAUCCCAAACGGUUCUUCAUCCUCGGAAGGCGAGAUUAGCCCGAGAUCACCGCCUGUGCCUUCGUUGUUUGGCAAAGACGUCGAGUUCGUAGGCGUGGAGCCAGAAGGAACCGAAAGAGCGAUGGAACAAGCUCUCAAGGAAGGGAUAGUGGGAGAAGCAGGGCCAAUGAAGAGGAACAGUGCCGCCACAGCCUCACCGGGUAAAGAGAGCUCUGAUGAGAAUAUGCAGCAGGAGUAUAACGAUACUAACUACUGGAAAGUUGAUCAGGAGGUGGCUGUGGUUGAAUGAAUGUGAUGUGACGUGGCAUAUCGUUGUCUGAAAGCUGACGUGAAAACUGAAGUGGCACAUUGAUGUCUGAAUGAUUCCCGAGUUGAAAGGGAAGAGAAACUCAAGGAAGGUACUUGUGAAUGUACAGUACUACUAAAGUCAUUGUCUCUUUUUGUGUUUUGGAAUAUUUUCAACAAGUGAACUGAUUUGUUCGUUUAGGGUUCUCUUACAAAAUUUGGAUGCUUUUGCUAUAUGUCUGUCAAGGAUCUAUUUUACUUACUUUGAUAUCACUUUUUUAUUUCUUUUGGUACGUUUUGAUAUAUUUGAUUAAAAUUGGGACUGUUGUUGUAAAAACUUUCGUGAUGUUCUUGGGUAAUAAAAACUCUGAAUUUUAAUGUC